AUGGCAAAAACUUCAAAUGCCGAUGGCACUUUCUCCAUACCAAAAUUGGAGGAUAUUCUGCGUCACCCCGAGGACCUGGACAAGAUCAACGGUCUCAAGACUGAAUACCAGCGCAAGAAGGCCGCUGUCGACUCCCGGCUUCGAGAGGGACUCCGCGAACAACUUGAGGCAGUACAGCGUAGUAUCGGCAUUUUGACAGAAGGGCAAAGACAAGUUGCAAAGACCAAGGAUGAAUUGCAAGGGAUCGACAAGCUAUGUGCCGAGUCGCAGGCUAGCGUGGGAGACUUUGCACAAAUAGAUAAGCUGGCUAGGAUUCAGCGACACUUUCAUGCUACGUUGAUGAUGAAGAAAGGACUCGAAAACUUCAGUGGUGAUCUGGAGGAAGUGGAGAAUUUACUCAGGGAAGACGACGAUGACCUUGAGAAUCAGCCAAACCUACUCAAGGCGCAUAUGAACAUUUCUCGGCUACGAGACUUCCGCGACGAAGCAAUGGAUCAGAUUCGCAAGGCGAACGAUCCCAGUGCCGAGGAGACGCUGACAGAGUACUUCCAAAACCUGGAUGCUGUGAUUGAUUGGUUCGAUGACCACCUUGGUACAGCCUGCAUGAAUUUGAUUCCACUUGUUCAAGAAGAUAAUAAGAGUAUGGUUGUCCGACUGGCAGUGGUAGUCCUGAAUGAGGAGAAGAACGAUGAUACCGUUCGGGCUCUGCAGGUAGCCCAGAAGGACCAUAAAGAUCUAGCGAGUCGUUUCAAGUCAAUGAAUAUUGGCCCGAAGACCGUUCGUGGAUACAAGGAGAAGUUCUUCCAGGCAAUUGAAUUCUACGCCCAAAGUCAGUUCGACAACACGAAGGACGAAUUUCUUGGCGAUCCUGACCUGUUGGAAAAGAGUUUCCGAUGGUACUUUAACGAUCUCUUCACUGUGCAAAAAGGAAUGCAGAACCUUGUUCCAAAGAAGUGGAAGAUUUACAAGUCGUAUACCGAUAUUUAUCACCGCAUGAUGCACGACUUCCUUGUUGGCAUGAUCGACGACCCUGAGAUUCCUGCUGAUAAUCUGCUCAAGAUCAUUAAUUGGAGCGAGAAGUAUUAUAAGAAAAUGAAGAAGCUGGGCUGGACACCGGCGAAUCUUCAACCUAACCUUCUCGAUGAUCGCGAGCCGGAAUUAGUGCGACAAUGGCAAAGUGUUAUUGUCAACGCGGUGGAAGAAUGGAUGGAUCGUAUUUUCGAAACAGACAAGAAAGGUCUUGUGGAACGUCAAGCAGAUGCUCUGGAUACCAACGGAGAAGGUCAUUUCCGCACAAAGAUGCUGGCAGAUAUGUGGCGCAUGCUCCACGAGCAGCUUCUUGCCGCAGGGGCGUCUGAAAGGGCCGAUGUCGUGGAAGGUGUCAUCGAUGCCAUGUUCCGGGCACUGAAGAGCCGACAGAGCGCAUGGCAGACUCUAAUAGACGAGGAGUGUGACAAGGUCAAGAUCCCUGGUAUCGAUCAAGCCGAAGGAGUGCAGUUGCUGCAGGACUGGUUGAUUGGUGUAGCUAAUGACCAGAUUGCCUGUAUCGACGACAACGAGGAGACAGGCCAAUUGGGCUACCUGACCAAAUUCAAGCGUGAUCUUGAGCAGCUGGUCACACCCAAAUACAUGGCAACAAGGGCAAUGGCCGAGUUGGAUGCACUGCGUGAUGGCUAUGUCGACUUGAGCACGCACUGUCUGGCGCAGUUUGUGGCCGUUAUCUUCCAUGUGGAUCUCAUCACUGUCAUUCCAGAUCUGUUCACAGUGAAAUGGUACAGUGAAUAUGCUGUGAAGCGCAUCACUUCUACUUUUGAAGAUUAUAUGGCAGACUACACCCCAGUCCUACACCCCUCCCUCAUCGAUAUCCUCGUGGAAGAGCUUUCAGACGAACUACUAGUACGGUACUUAGCAUCGGUCCGCAACAAGGGAGUCAAAUUCCGCCGCAAUGCCGACCCCUACACAGAAAAAUUCAAAGACGAUGUCCUCACCGUGUUUGCCUUUUUCCAAAGAUUCGAAGAUUCCUUCGAGGGCACCAUCAAACAGAAGUGGCGCUUAGUGAACUGGCUUGUUCAGCUUCUAGAAGCGGAGAAGGGUCCGGGCCUUGUCAAUGUCUACGAGUCAUUCAAGGAGGAGUACUGGGAUCUGCAGCUGUCUUGGGUUGAGGCUGUGCUGCGCACUCGCGAUGACUUUGAGCGUAGUAUGAUUAGUGCAGUGAAAGGCAAGGCUGCUGAAUUGUCGGUUGAGAGAGGUAUGGAGACUAUGAUGAGCCGAUUGAGGUGA
Penicillium taxi is the source of this 2280-nucleotide messenger RNA. RefSeq names its product SNARE-binding exocyst subunit SEC6. The transcript has a single exon. Gene Ontology annotation, molecular function: SNARE binding. The record is from RefSeq and is a predicted model, not a curated record. Gene Ontology annotation, cellular component: exocyst. The coding region runs from base 1 to 2280 and encodes 759 amino acids. Lineage: Eukaryota; Fungi; Ascomycota; Eurotiomycetes; Eurotiales; Aspergillaceae. Gene Ontology annotation, biological process: exocytosis; exocyst localization.